Messenger RNA from Chrysoperla carnea, 467 nucleotides. RefSeq lists its product as uncharacterized. The transcript has 3 exons. The coding region runs from base 70 to 393 and encodes 107 amino acids. Lineage: Eukaryota; Metazoa; Arthropoda; Insecta; Neuroptera; Chrysopidae. The record is from RefSeq and is a predicted model, not a curated record.
ACACAUUAUCUCUUAUAAAUAAAGUUGCUCUAGCUGACAUUCAGUUUAAACAUUAGAUUCUUCUCAUAUAUGCAACUAUUCUUCGGUAAAAUGAAAUAUUCAAUAUUUUUAAUUAUUGUAAUAAUUACAGUGUCUUACAAUAGUGCAGCAACUAAUGCUGAAGAUGAUUUUUGCAAUUUUGGCGGUUUAAAAAUAAAAUUGAAUGAAUGGGAACCUAUGCCAGUUGGACAGUGUAUGAAAUGCAAAUGUGAACGUACAAAACCGGACGGUGUUUCAUGUUUAUCGUGCCCUGAGGGAAAAAUUUUGCCUGAGGAUAAAGAGAGAUGCCAUUUUACUGACGAAGACAACUCACUUCAGUAUCCAGCCUGUUGUCCAAAAGUUGUUUGCAAAUAAAUAAAAGAAUUAAAAAUGUAUUUUAAAAUUUGAAUUUUUAAAUAAAUAAAGGUCUUAAAUUAUCCAUCCAUUUA